AUGGGUCCUCCGCACGACCCCGAAGGAGGCGAUCGACAAACACCCUUCCAUCUGGUAUAUGGCGGCGAGGCAGUUGUCCCCAUGGAGGUCGGAGUAGAAUCUGAUCGGGUGCAGCACUACGAUGAAGGAAAUGCCGAACGGAGGCUUAUGGAGCUCGACUUGGUGGACGAAAUGCAAGCAAAAGCAGCGGCUCAGCUAACGGCGUACCGACAACGGAUGAAACAGAACUACAAUCGGAGAGUGAUCCCGAGAUCCUUCCAGGUCGACGAUCUCGUCUGGAAGAAAGUGAAACCGGUCGGCAACGUCACCAAGCUCGAGGUCCCAUGGGCAGAGCCUUUCAAGGUCAUGCAGAAGCUCCGUUCGAGUACUUACUAUCUGGAGUAUGAAGAGGGAAGACAGCUCGAGAGGUCAUGGAGCGCAAAUCAUCUUCAACCCUAUAGGGUUAGAUGA
Molecule: messenger RNA, 450 nt
Organism: Zingiber officinale
Lineage: Eukaryota; Viridiplantae; Streptophyta; Magnoliopsida; Zingiberales; Zingiberaceae
Exons: 1
Coding region: 1-450 (149 amino acids)
Source: RefSeq, a predicted model, not a curated record